Messenger RNA from Eublepharis macularius, 803 nucleotides. RefSeq names its product anaphase promoting complex subunit 15 (gene ANAPC15). The transcript has 5 exons. The record is from RefSeq and is a predicted model, not a curated record. NCBI's taxonomy places the organism in Eukaryota, Metazoa, Chordata, Lepidosauria, Squamata, Eublepharidae. Gene Ontology annotation, cellular component: anaphase-promoting complex. Gene Ontology annotation, biological process: regulation of mitotic cell cycle spindle assembly checkpoint. The coding region runs from base 85 to 453 and encodes 122 amino acids.
UAUCACUUCCGGGGUCAGCGAGUAUUUCCGGUGGUUUAAAUCUGCCCCGGCGUUUUCUUGCGCCUCCGUCCUCAGGUAGCAGGCAUGUCCACCCUCUUCCCCUCCCUCUUCCCCAGAGUCACGGAGGCGCUCUGGUUCAACCUGGACCGGCCCUGCGUGGAUGAGAACGAGCUGCAGCAGCAGGAGCAGCAGCACCAGGCCUGGCUGCAGAGCAUCGCCGAGAAGGAUAACAACUUGGUCCCGAUAGGGAAGCCUGCUUCCGAGCAGACUUAUGAUGAGGAGGAAGAGGAGGAUGACGAAGACGAUGAAGACAGCGAGGAAGACUCUGAAGACGAUGAGGACAUGCAAGACAUGGAUGAGAUGAAUGACUACAAUGAGUCUCCCGAUGAUGGGGAGAUUAACGAGGUGGAUAUGGAGGGAGCUGAGCAAGAUCAAGACCAGUGGAUGAUCUAGACAACGAGGUGAGAAGAGCAAAGGCCCACGUCUGGACAUGAGUCUGUACCCUGCAGCAUCGUGGCACGGAGGAGGAAUGUCUUUGGAAGGCGGGGCUCUUGAAGGCACCCAGUUGGCCUUGAAUCCUCGGCUGGAAGUCGAGGGCAGGUGUGUUCCGCCACCAGACUAUCUCCGCGGACUCCUUUGCAGACAUUCCGCGGAACCGGCCUGCAGAACACUCCAGGGGAAAGGACUGUAGGUUCAGCAACGCCUUUUUGGAGCCAGGGGUGUGUGGGUGUGUGCAUGUGUGUGCGCUUGUGGUUUCCUCUUGGCGGAAACUGUUUUGUCAAUAAACGUUUUUCUUACCUGUU